Molecule: messenger RNA, 1866 nt
Organism: Mesorhabditis belari
Lineage: Eukaryota; Metazoa; Nematoda; Chromadorea; Rhabditida; Rhabditidae
Source: the annotation of a GenBank genome assembly
AUGUUGACGGAUCACGAUCGUCGAAAGCAAAUCUCGGUUCGAGGGAUCGCCCAGGUGGAGAAUGUGAGCAAUAUCAAGAAAUCUUUCAAUCGACAUCUUCACUUCUCGAUUAUCAAGGACCGCAACGUGGCCACCCCUCGGGAUUACUACUUUGCUUUGGCGAACACUGUGAGAGAUCAUUUGGUCAGUCGAUGGAUUCGCACUCAACAACAUUAUUACGAGAAAGAUCCGAAGAGAGUUUACUAUCUUUCAUUGGAAUUCUAUAUGGGAAGAACGCUGUCGAACACGAUGAUGAAUCUUGGGAUUCAGGCGACGGUUGACGAGGCGCUGUAUCAGCUGGGUUUGGACAUUGAAGAGUUGCAAGAAAUUGAAGAGGAUGCCGGCUUGGGAAAUGGAGGAUUGGGACGAUUGGCCGCAUGCUUUCUUGACUCGAUGGCCACUCUUGGGAUACCUGCUUAUGGAUAUGGGCUGCGAUACGAAUAUGGAAUUUUCAAGCAAUUGAUUAGAGAUGGAUGGCAGGUAGAAGAACCCGAUGACUGGCUUCGUUUCGGUAAUCCUUGGGAGAAAGCCCGUCCCGAGUACAUGUUGCCUGUGAAUUUCUUCGGGAGAGUUGAAAAAGAUGAUGAGGGAAAAUCGAAAUGGGUUGACACACAAGUGGUAUUCGCUAUGCCGUACGAUACACCAGUGCCCGGAUAUCGAAAUAAUGUGGUGAACACGUUGAGAUUGUGGUCAGCGAAAGCGGAGAAUCAUUUCCAUUUGAAAUUCUUCAACGAUGGAGAUUAUGUGCAAGCAGUAAUGGACAGAAAUACAUCUGAGAAUAUCACUCGUGUCCUUUAUCCAAAUGAUAAUAUGUUUGUCGGGAAAGAGCUUCGUUUAAAGCAACAAUAUUUCCUCGUCGCAGCAUCGCUUCAGGACAUCAUUCGUCGCUUUAAAUCUUCAAAAUACGGUUGUCGGGAUCUUGUGCGAGUCGAUUUCAGCACAUUCCCCGAUAAGGUGGCCAUUCAACUCAACGACACUCAUCCCUCGAUUGGAAUCCCCGAAUUGAUGAGAUUAUUGAUCGAUGUUGAGGAUCUUUCAUGGGAAGAUGCGUGGAAGAUCUGCGUUGAUACUUAUGCUUACACGAAUCACACGCUUCUCCCCGAGGCGCUCGAGCGUUGGCCCGUCUCGUUGAUGCAAACGCUUUUGCCGCGACAUUUGGAGAUCAUCUACCAGAUCAAUCAUCAGUUCAUGGAGACAGUCUCAAAGCGUUUCCCGGGAGACUUCGAUCGUAUGCGGCGAAUGUCGAUUGUUGAGGAAGCGGAUAAUCACGGAGAGAAGCGAAUCAAUAUGGCUCAUUUGUGCAUUGUGGCCUCACAUGCGAUCAAUGGAGUUGCCGCUCUUCAUUCUGAGCUUCUCAAGAGUCACACAUUCCACGACUUCUACGAGUUUUACCCGGAGAAAUUCCAGAAUAAAACGAAUGGGAUCACUCCUAGAAGAUGGCUUCUUCUCUCCAAUCCAUCAUUAGCUGAUAUCAUUUGUGAGAAAAUCGGUGAAGAUUGGACAACAAAUUUGGACGAAUUGCAAAAGUUGAAAGAGUUUGCCGACUCGGCUCCAUUCUUAGAGUCGAUUCGUCGUGUGAAGCAAGAAAACAAAUUGCGAGUGGCUCAAUAUUUAGAAGAAGAGUACAACGUGACAAUCAAUCCAUCAUCACUUUUCGAUAUUCAUGUGAAACGAAUUCACGAGUACAAGCGUCAACUCCUCAACAUUUUGUUUGUGAUCGCUCUUUACAAUCGAAUUAAAGAGAAUCCCGAUUUGAAGAUGGUUCCAAGAACAUAUCUUUAUGGAGGAAAGGCGGCUCCCGGCUACCAUAUGGCCAAGCAUUUAGAA